This is a messenger RNA of Aureobasidium vineae, 435 nucleotides long. Lineage: Eukaryota; Fungi; Ascomycota; Dothideomycetes; Dothideales; Saccotheciaceae. The record is from the annotation of a GenBank genome assembly.
AUGUCACGCGCUCAAGCUUCAAAGCACUACGCCCGCAUCCUUUCACAAUGGCCUGUCGACCGCCUGCGCCCCGAGAUCUCAUUCCAAUCAGUCCUGAAGAAGCGCCUUGAAGCCGGCCCCGUCGCACAGUUCAAUGAGGCCAACACUGCUCGCGCACAACCUCCCAAGCCGAGGAAUGAGGCCCGCGAGAUCAAUGCCCUGUACUCGCUGCUCGAGAACAGAUACUCGACUGCUGUAUGGAGAACAUUCUUCAAUCACAUCUCAAGACUGUUACCUAACACAUAUACAGNNUACCCUCUGUCCAAUGCCAUGAUGCAUCCUGCCUCAGCACCUGGCCACUACACAACCCUCGUCAAGGAGCUCGACGAAGUUCCUGAUCGCACUUUCUUCCAGAGAGUCGCCAGCCGAUUCAAGGGCAUGAUCCGUCUGUCCUAG